Equus quagga is the source of this 849-nucleotide messenger RNA. RefSeq names its product meiotic recombination protein REC114-like. The transcript is spliced from 6 exons. The record is from RefSeq and is a predicted model, not a curated record. Bases 1 to 798 code for a protein of 265 amino acids. NCBI's taxonomy places the organism in Eukaryota, Metazoa, Chordata, Mammalia, Perissodactyla, Equidae.
AUGGCGGAGGCGGGAAAAGAGCAGGCGGGCUUGGGCCUCCCGGGAGGAGGUGCGGCACAGUGGCCUCUGCAGCGCUAUGGCCGCUUCAUUCCCUCAGGCGCUGGAGAGUCGCCCGGGCCUGGCCUGGAACCUGGGACAGCCUCUUCUCUCACGUGGAAGGUUUUUGAGUCCAAUGAAGAAUCUGGUUAUCUUGUUCUCACCAUAGUUAUAUCAGGUCAUUUCUUCAUUUCCCAAGGACAGACACUACUGGAAGGGUUUUCACUCAUUGGUAGCAAGAACUGGUUGAAGAUCGUAAGACGCAUGGAUUGUCUGUUGUUUGGAACAACAAUAAAGAACAAGAGUCGCAUGUUCCGGGUACAGUUUAGCGGAGGGUCAAAGGAGCAGGCGCUGGAACACUGUUGCAGCUGUGUGCAGACCCUGGCCCAGUACCUCACUGUCCAGGUGCCCGACGGAAUCCGCCAGGACCUCCGGCUGAGUCCUGCCCCACUGAGGCCAGGUGAAAGCCAAAGGGUGGGCUGUGCACAGAGCGUCCCACUGCCUCAUGGAUCACACCCGAUCUCGGAGCAGCAGCAGUGUGGACCAGGCGGCACAAGCGUGCCAGGAGGAAGGACCUCAGUGGCCUGCUUAGCUCAGUCUCUCCUGGCGUCGGAGGAACUGCCCCUUGUCUGUGAACAGUCUGCGUGGAGUGCGGAAGAGUUAGGCCCCUUUCUGCGCUUGUGCCUCAUGGAUCAGAACUUCCCAGCGUUCGUGGAAGAGGUGGAAAAGGAGCUAAAGAAGCUGACAGGGUUGAGAAAUUAACACUCUAUGUACAUACAGAAUUAAGGAACGCGAAGGCACUGAAAAAAUGCU